AUGUCGACGACAGCAGGCUCAGCCCCGAAUGGCUCAGCGGUAAAGAAGCCCAACGGAAAGAAGGAGAUCAAGAUUCUUAUGCUCCACGGCUACACCCAAUCCGGGCCCCUCUUUCGCUCAAAAACUCGCGCCCUAGAGAAACUCAUCGCAAAGUCCUUGGGCCCCUUCAACCUCGUCCCAACCCUCUUCUACCCAACAGGCCCAUCACAGCUCUCCCCGCGCGACAUCCCAGGCUUCGUCCCGGACGAGUCCGCCAACGGCGAGGACCAGGAGAUCGACGCCUGGGCCUGGUGGCGCAAGGACGAGUCCUCGGGCUCCUACCGCUUCCUGGCCCAGGGCAUCUCCACUGUCGCCGACGCGGUUCGCGAGGCUGGCGGCGUCGACGGUGUGGUGGGCUUCAGCCAGGGCGGUGCCUUUGCCGCGCUCCUGGCGGCGAUCCUGGAGGGCCCGCAUCGCGAUGAGACCAUGCCGGCUGACUUGAAAGCUUCCGCGCAGGCGUUGAGGGAGGCUAAUGGUGGCCGGCCGUUCAAGUUUGCGGCUAUUUACUCUGGUUUCUUUGCGCCGCCCACGGAGUUGGAGUGGGCGUAUGAGCCCAAGAUCAAGACACCUACGCUGCACUUCCUUGGUAGCUUGGACACCGUGGUUGAGGAGUCAAGGAGUCAGGGGCUUGUGGACCGAUGCGAAGAGCCGAUAGUCGUUGUCCACCCUGGUGGGCAUUACGUGCCCAUCACCAAGGAGUGGGCUAUGCCGCUCAUCGGCUUCAUUAAGAAGAUUGCCGACGAGGAGGCAGCGAAGAGCAACAUCUAG
This is a messenger RNA of Colletotrichum godetiae, 807 nucleotides long. RefSeq names its product serine hydrolase. The record is from RefSeq and is a predicted model, not a curated record. Lineage: Eukaryota; Fungi; Ascomycota; Sordariomycetes; Glomerellales; Glomerellaceae. Bases 1 to 807 code for a protein of 268 amino acids. The transcript is spliced from 2 exons. Gene Ontology annotation, molecular function: hydrolase activity. Gene Ontology annotation, cellular component: nucleus; cytoplasm. Gene Ontology annotation, biological process: secondary metabolic process.